Molecule: messenger RNA, 1118 nt
Organism: Symbiodinium sp. CCMP2456
Lineage: Eukaryota; Dinophyceae; Suessiales; Symbiodiniaceae
Source: the annotation of a GenBank genome assembly
AUGAGUGAAGAUGUGCGUAAUGACAUGAUAAGUCAGCGCUUGGCCCAGGCCUACCAGAAGCACUUACAGGCGGAGCUCGAGGUGAUGGCGGCAGGAGCGCAGGCGCAAGCUGGAGGACCGAAGGUCAACAUCUACUCCAACGGUGGCUACGGUUGCAACGGCUACACCUUCAAUAUCCUCGUUACCAACAACGGCUACGUCGACUAUGGCCAAGCAGCGACAACAGUUCAGGAUGGCGAGGCGUCACCAGAAAAGACGAGAGCGGAGCCCAGGGUCUUGGUGAUUCGAGAUGUGCGGGUCUGUGCAAUGCAAUCUGGAACGGCAGCUCUCCUCGACUCAGGAGCCACGCACAGCCUCAGAAGCGCGAAGGAUAAGAUGGAGUGGGAAGCAGCAGAACAUGUGACGGUUCAGUUGGCAGGCAAUGUUUCUAUGCCAAUGAGAAUGAGCAGUGGUGGUUCGUUGCUAAUGCCACCCAAACAAGCAACUGAGCGCUUUGGUCAAGUUCGUCAUGAUCAUCAGACAAUCGUGCCUUUGGGGGAGUUGGUGCGGACGCUGGGGUAUACCCUUAUAUGGUCUGGUGAGGGUUGCUUUCUGGAAGACGAAGCAGGAAGGCGCACCAAGCUAAAGAUCAGCGGCGGGUGUCCCCAUCUACAAGAGACGGAGGCAUUGGCGUUGAUUGCAAGGCUCGAGGACCGCAAGCGCGAGGAGUUAGAAAAUGGAACUAUGACCACUCUGGACCGCAUGGCAAUGGCAGUGGCCUACAUGGAGAAGUCAUGGUUGGAGCACUUGGAGAGCUAUGUGAGGAAGGGUACAACAGAGGAUGGUCUACGGGCAGUUCGCGACGCACCUUUCCUUGAGGGUGUACCAGGUGAGUGCAUAGAUGGCUUGGUGCAAGGCAACAUACUGAGUGCGGGUUGGAAGGUGUUCAAGGACAUUGAGUUUCUGUCAAGGGCUCAACGGAGGCGGUUGUGGAAUGCAAAACGAUGGGUGGUUCACUUAUAUGCUGGGGAUCCAGGACAUUAUGAGUUUUUCCAGCUGGACCAAGCAGGAACAGUCGUCCUCGAGCUCGAUGUGCAGAGAUGCAAGGCCCAUGACGUUCUAAGGGAUAAAACCUGGAA